Naegleria lovaniensis is the source of this 888-nucleotide messenger RNA. RefSeq lists its product as uncharacterized. Lineage: Eukaryota; Heterolobosea; Eutetramitea; Acrasida; Naegleriidae. Bases 1 to 888 code for a protein of 295 amino acids. Gene Ontology annotation, molecular function: heme binding; oxidoreductase activity, acting on paired donors, with incorporation or reduction of molecular oxygen; iron ion binding. The record is from RefSeq and is a predicted model, not a curated record. The transcript is spliced from 4 exons.
AUGUUAGACGCAUAUCAUUACAUUAUGAAUCACAUUCUUAAUCCUGGACGACUAUUUCUUGGAAAGAUGUACACUUCUUUACCACUUGAAAGUAAUAGAAAAAUGGAUCAAGCUUUGGAUACUUUCAACGAACAAUUGAUGCAUUUGAUUCAGCAAUGUAAGGAAGAGAAGAGUGGUCACACUACAUUUGAGGAAAAGGAGCAAAGCCUGCUUCAAAUGAUGGUCAAUUCCGUUGAUGAAGAAGGAUCUGGAUUGACUAAUUCGGAAUUGAAAGAUAACUGUGCAGUAUUCUUCUUAGCUGGUCAUGAGACAACUGCCAGUGCCUUAUCUUCAUUGUUCUACUCACUCGCGAAAAAUCCACAUGUUCAAGACAAGCUUUAUGAAGAAAUUUGUUCAACAUUUUCCAAUGAUGAAACCUCUGUAAUUAAUUAUCAAAAACUUCAUGAUAUGCCAUACUUGGAAUGUGUGCUCAAGGAGAAUCUUAGAUUAUAUCCACCCAUUGCUCUACUUCCAGGCAGAAUGUUGCAAUCAUCUCAAGUCAUCGAUGGGUAUAAAGUUCCAAAAGGUUUCGUUGUCAGCUUGAACAUUUUCAGUUUACAUAGAAAUCCUCAAGUUUGGGGAGAGGAUGCUGAGGAGUUUAGACCUGAAAGAUUUAUGGAGAAUAUUUAUCCACCCUUUGCAUUGGCUCCAUUUGGUGGAGGCCCUCGUUUGUGUAUUGGAAAGCAAUUUUCGUUGACUGAACAAAAAGCUUUUGCUGUUACCUUAUUGAAACGUUUUAAAAUUGAGUUGUUGCAUCCAGGGCAGGUCAUGCAUUUCAAUAAGAAUACACCAUCUCUUGCUCCGGUGGAAGACUUCAAGUUGAAGCUUGUAAGAAGAUUUGAUUAUUAG